AUGGCUCAAGCUCGAAGGAGGAUCAACACAUUCACCCGCUGCGAACGGCAGACAACGACUUGGAUCAGCAUGGUUCGAGCUCAGAGGAGGUUCGACACACUCACUUCCUGCGAACGGCGGAUAACGACUUGGAUCAGCGUGGCGGUUGCUCGAACGACGAUUGAUGCACUCACUACCUGCAAAUGGCGGACAACGAUUUGGAUCAGCGUGGCGGAUGCUCGAAUGACGAUCGACGCACUCGCCCGCUGCGAACGGCAGACAACAACUUGGAUCAGUGUGGCGGUUGCUCGAACGACGAUCAACACACUCACCCGCAGACAACGACUUGGAUCAGCGUGGCUCUGGCUGGAACGAGGACCGACACACUCACUUCCUGUGAAUGGCGGGACAAAUGUUAAAUAG
Molecule: messenger RNA, 402 nt
Organism: Suillus plorans
Lineage: Eukaryota; Fungi; Basidiomycota; Agaricomycetes; Boletales; Suillaceae
Exons: 1
Coding region: 1-402 (133 amino acids)
Source: RefSeq, a predicted model, not a curated record